Molecule: messenger RNA, 1897 nt
Organism: Neocloeon triangulifer
Lineage: Eukaryota; Metazoa; Arthropoda; Insecta; Ephemeroptera; Baetidae
Gene: Sfxn1-3
Product: sideroflexin-3
Exons: 8
Coding region: 170-1126 (318 amino acids)
Biological process (GO): monoatomic ion transport; serine import into mitochondrion
Cellular component (GO): mitochondrial inner membrane
Molecular function (GO): monoatomic ion transmembrane transporter activity
Source: RefSeq, a predicted model, not a curated record
CCCCGCCGUGACGUCACUGGUCGAGGCCACCAGCGAACCACGCCUCCUUUGUCCGAUCGCCCUCUGCCCUGACUGAAAACGUCAUUCGGAGAAUUUGGAACAUCUUCGUCGGGUGGUCAAGCGAAAGGAAAGGGUCACAGGGCGACGGGAUUGCAAUUCAGUCUGGAAGAUGUCGGUAAGGGUGAACUUGGACGAGCCGCGGUGGGACCAGAGCACCUACAAUGGUCGUGCUCAGCACUUUUUUUCGACCACCAACCCCCUCAAUCUGCUGUGUUCGUCGUCCGAGCUGGAUGAAGCCAAAGAACUUGUCACUAAGUACAAACAGGGAGUUGAGAUUCCUGGACUGACAGAAGACAAGAUCUGGCGGGCCAAGCAAUUGUACGACUCGGCAUUCCACCCCGACACAGGGGAGAAGAUGCUGCUGAUCGGCCGGAUGUCGGCGCAAGUGCCAAUGAACAUGACCAUCACUGGUUGCAUGAUGACUUUUUACAAAACCACCCCAGCUGUCGUCUUUUGGCAGUGGAUUAACCAGAGCUUCAACGCCGUAGUCAAUUAUACAAAUCGCAGUGGCGAUUCACCCAUUACUGUCAAACAGCUGGGAACAUCAUACGUUUUGGCCACUGGAGGUGCCCUAGUCACUGCUUUAGGCUUAAAUAGCCUCGUCAAGACGGCGCCUGCUCUGAUCGGACGUUUUGUGCCGUUUGCUGCCGUGGCCGCUGCAAACUGCGUCAACAUCCCCAUGAUGAGGAUGAAGGAAAUUCAAGAGGGCAUCCCUGUCGUUGACGCCAAUGGAAACAAAUUGGGAGAAUCGAAAGUUGCCGCCAAAACAGGAAUCAUCGCUGUCGUCCUUAGCAGGAUCGGCAUGGCCUCUCCGGGCAUGGUUAUUCCUCCUCUUGUUAUGAACACUCUGGAGCGUAAAAAGGUACUGGCGAAAAUUCCAUGGGCCAACGCACCGUUGCAGGUGCUCCUCUGUGGCUUCUGUUUGACAUUUGCCACUCCGAUGUGCUGCGCUCUCUUCCCCCAAAAGGCCUCCAUAGCCGUGGCAGACCUUGAGCCAGAGCUAAAGGCCAAAAUCGAAGCAAUGCCUAAUGCCCCAACCACUGUGUACUACAACAAAGGUCUGUAAAAGGAAGAUUACCUGGGAGCAAGAGCAAAAUUGACAAUAAUAGCGGCGUAAAAAAUCGCCGUGAGAUGCAUGUGUAGAAAAAAGUAGUUGGGUAUAUCAAUGUAGUUAAGGUAUAAAUCUUUGUGCAAAGCCACUCAGAUAAGAUCUUGUGCCAUUCAGGUGCAAAUGAAAAUAAUUCUCAUGUGCAAUGUAGUUGUGAGUGCCAUUUUUAGUUCUGGAUGGAAUUUUGCCCAUGGCCGCAAGUUGAUUUUUAUGGAUGUUGAUGGAUCCGCUAUAAUUUAUUCUUGGGCAAUGUGCCAAGUGCACAAUAAAUGCAAUUAUACAUGAAGAAAAAUAACUGCCGUUCAAUUAAAAGUGCAAUAAUGUGAUUUUUAAACUAGACGCAUUGGUUCCUAGAAAUAUUUUCUUUUUUUACACACGUUGAUUUACCUCAGAAGCGCACAGCAGUUGUUGAAACAUCACUUGCCUCACUCGGAUCACACAUUUUAGUAAGAGAAUUUUUUGCGCAAGUACUUUUGCAUUCCAUAUCUAAAAAUGAUAUAAUGUUAAGAACAGCUGAAGCUGUCGAUAUAUCUGUUUUAUCCGCAGAGUGAUUUAUCAAAGUGGUUGUGCUGUCGUGUUGUGAAAGUUUAUUGACGCACAAACGCUUUUUUUAAGUCCAUAUUAAUAUAAUUGUUAUUGUGCAUGAAUAAUUGAAACUAAAAAAAUUCUGUAUGUGCUGUGGGGCUCAACUCUGUUGGACAAUAAUAAAAUGCAAUCGUUGUUGAUCAA